Molecule: messenger RNA, 355 nt
Organism: Aplosporella prunicola CBS 121167
Lineage: Eukaryota; Fungi; Ascomycota; Dothideomycetes; Botryosphaeriales; Aplosporellaceae
Exons: 2
Coding region: 1-318 (105 amino acids)
Source: RefSeq, a predicted model, not a curated record
AUGCAUUCCUCCACCCCCCUCCUCGCUGCCGCCAUAUUUUCCGUCCAGGCUCUAGGCGCCACCGUCUUCAAGCUCGAAUCUGCUGGUUCCGGUUAUUGCAAGAUCAGCGCCGCCGCGUGCGGCUGCAGCGAAGUCUGGAAGGCCAACGGUGACUGCGAGACCAUGAGCAGCAAAUGGACACACGAUUUCUGUGGAGGCACCCUCACGGCUAGCGAGGCGGACGACCAGCAUAUCCGCUUUGAUAUCACCAUGUCCGAACCUGACUGCAAGGUUGCCGAUGUUAUUGAGAAGAAAUCUGGCGCCGAGGUUAACUACUAAGCCCAAGUAACUUGAACGCAGGUAUCUUGCUAUUGGU